UUAAUGUGACUUUAUCUUAUAAGAAUACAACAAAGCAGAACAAUGAAGGACUCUUUUGAAAAUCCCACAGAAAAACACCUCUCUGAUGCUGAAUCUGCAGCCAAGGGAUAUGACAAUCCUUCUUUCCAACAUGAAGAAAAUCUUGAACAAAGUGACCAGUUAAAGCCCAAGAAAAAAAAGAAAGAAAAUGAGAAGCCAGAAAAACAGAUGGUUGGCAUUUUUGAAUUGUUUCGUUAUGCUGAUUGGGUGGAUGUCCUUUUGAUGGUAGUUGGUUUGGUCUCAGCUGCUGCAAAUGGUACUGGAUUGCCGCUUAUGAUCAUUGUGUUUGGAGAGAUGACAAACAGCUUUGUGCUAAGCGGCCUGAAAUCAAACAUGUCAGAAGAUGCUUCAGUAAAUAGUUCCAGCUGUCCAUCAAUUCCAGGCGUAGAUAUAGAAGGUGAAAUGACAAAGUUUGCUUACUAUUAUGUGGGAAUUGGCUGUGCUGUGUUGAUCCUGAGCACCAUUCAAGUAUGGACAUUUCUGAUUGCUGCUACAAGGCAGACGUCAAGGAUCCGGCAGAAGUUCUUUUUUGCAGUGCUUCAUCAAGAGAUGGCUUGGUUUGAUACUACCCAGAUAGGAAUGCUGAACACCAGACUGACAGAUGACAUCAACACCAUCCAUGAAGGCAUCGGAGACAAGAUCUGUAUAUUUGUACAGUUUUUUGCCACAUUUCUGGCAGGGAUUAUUAUAGGAUUCAUCUACGGGUGGAAGCUGACACUGGUGAUUUUGUCAGUCAGCCCUCUGCUUGCUGCAUCAGCAGCAGUUUGGUCAACUCUCCUGGCGUCCCUUACUGCUAAAGAGCUGUCUGCUUACGCCAAAGCAGGAGCUGUGGCAGAAGAAAUUUUGACAGCAAUAAGGACUGUUGUGGCUUUCAAUGGACAGCAGAAGGCAUUAGCAAAAUAUGAUGCUAACUUAGAAAUAGCUAAAAGUGUUGGAGUGAAAAAAUCCAUUACCACCAACACAUCUCUAGGUGUUUCAGAAUUUCUUAUCUUUGGAACCUAUGCACUUGCAUUUUGGUAUGGAACCAAGCUCACUGCUGAGGAAGAAAGUUAUGACAUUGGCCGUGUGUUAAUUGUGUUCUUCUCUGUGUUCGUUGGAACCUUCUCCCUGGGCCAGGCAGCUCCCAACUUGGAGAGUGUGGCUAAUGCACGUGGGGCUGCUUAUGAAGUAUAUCGGAUUAUCAAGAAGAAGCGGCUCAUAGAUAGCAGUUCUAAUGAAGGCUACAAACCAGACAAACUCAUAGGAGAAAUUGAAUUCAGAAACAUCCAUUUCAGUUACCCAUCCAGACCUGAUGUUAAAAUCCUCAAAGGUCUAAACUUGAAAGUUCAAACCGGGAAGACCAUUGCUUUAGUUGGUGCCAGUGGCUGUGGAAAAAGCACUACUGUUCAGUUGCUGCAGAGAUUCUAUGAUCCUGUCCAGGGAGAAAUUACUUUAGAUGGUUGGGAUAUUCGAACACUUAAUGUAAAGUGGCUACGAGAAAAUAUUGGUAUUGUGAGCCAGGAGCCUGUUUUGUUUGCAACAACAAUAGCUGAGAACAUUCGCUACGGCCGAGAAGAUAUUUCUGAUGCUGAAAUUGAGCAAGCAGCCAAGGAAGCCAAUGCUUUUGACUUUAUAUCUAGACUGCCUGAUAAAUUUAACACCAUGGUAGGGGAAAGAGGGGCUCAGCUGAGUGGAGGACAGAAGCAGCGAAUUGCUAUUGCCCGUGCCCUGGCAAGAAAUCCCAAGAUUCUUCUUCUGGAUGAAGCUACGUCCGCGCUAGAUACUCAGAGUGAAUCCAUAGUGCAAGCAGCUCUCGAUAAGGCUCGGACUGGACGUACCACCAUUGUGAUUGCUCACAGACUGUCUACCAUCAGAACUGCUGACACUAUUGCUGGAUUUGAAAAAGGCAUUGUGGUUGAACAAGGGACACACAGUGAACUCAUGUUGCAGAAGGGAGUCUACUAUUCUCUUGUAAUGCAGCAGGGUUAUAGCAAUAAUGUUCAAGAUGAUGGGACAUCAGAAGGAAGUGAAGAUACAGGAGCUGAGGAAUAUGAGGAAAAUGACAAGAAUGAUUUUGUGGAGAAACUGACUCUUCAAAAUCAUUUUGAAGAAUCGGUGAUCUCUGGGAAAGGCAGCAUUCGAAGAAGAUCCAGUAGAUAUAAGAGCAAAAGGUGCUCUUCUAAGAAAAAGUUCUCUGGAAAAAAGAAAAAAAAAGAGCUGGAGAAAGAAAAUCUCCCUGAUGUGCCUUACUCAAGAAUCCUGGCUCUGAACAAACCUGAGUGGCUGUAUAUACUGCUGGGAGUGAUUGCUGCUGCCGUCUCAGGUGGGGUCCAUCCUGCAUUCGCUGUUUUAUUUGGAAAAAUCAUUGGGGCUUUUCAAGAAACAGAUACAGAAAAGAGGAAUAAAAACACUUUGGUGCUUUCUUUAAUGUUUCUUUUACUUGGAGUGAUUACCUUAACAACAUACAUAAUCCGAGGAUUCAUGUUUGGGAAGUCUGGGGAGAUACUAACAAUGAGACUGCGCUCUUUGUCCUUCAGAGCAUUACUUCAGCAGGAGGUUGGAUGGUACGACGAUCAGAAAAAUGCUGUUGGUGUUCUGCUGACUCGGCUUGCUACAGAUGCUUCCCAAGUUAAAGGGGCAACUGGAAGCCGACUGGGACUGAUGACUAUGACUGUCUUUACCCUUCUGACUGCCAUCGUUAUUGCUUUUGUGUACGGCUGGCAGUUAACUUUGCUUAUCCUGGCCUGCAUUCCUUUCGUUAUUGCUACAAAUGCUGCGAGAGUUAGCUCUGUGUCUGGUCAUGCCGCAAAAGAUCAAAAAGCCCUGGAAGAGGCUGGAAGAAUUUCAACAGAAUCCGUUGAAAACAUAAGAACUGUAGCUUCACUGACAAGGGAAGAAGCAUUUUAUGAAAGAUAUGUUACUAAUUUGAGUGGUCCAUAUAGAGAUUCUCUGUCAAAAGCCCCUUUCUAUGGAUUUACCUAUGGAGUAGCUCAAUGUGCAAACUACUUUGUUAACGCAGCAGUCUUCAGAUUCGGGGCGUGGCUCAUUGCCCAUUGUCUGAGCAACUUUGAAAAUGUAUUUAUAGUCUUCUCUUCCGUCAUAUUUGCAGCUAUAAAUGUUGGUCAGUCUGCUUCCCUGGCACCAGAUUAUGGCAAAGCUAGAAUGUCAGCCCAAAGAAUCUUUCAACUUCUGGACAGAAAACCUCUAAUUGACAGUUACAGUGAAGAAGGUGAAAAAUUGAGCAAUUUUGAAGGUAAUGUUGAAUUCAGAAACAUCCAUUUCGUAUAUCCAACAAGGCCAGAAGUUCAAGUUUUGCAAGGACUCAACCUGAAGGUUAACAAAGGACAGACUCUGGCAUUAGUAGGAAGCAGUGGCUGUGGCAAAAGCACAUCCAUUCAGCUCUUGGAGAGAUUCUAUGACCCUGUGGAAGGACAAGUGUUAGCAGAUGGAUUUGAUACCAGGUCUUUGAAUUUACAAUGGCUGAGGUCCAGACUGGGCCUGGUGUCACAGGAGCCCAUUUUGUUUGACUGCAGCAUUGCUGAAAAUAUUCAAUAUGGAGACAACAGUAAGGUGGUUAGUCAGGAGGAAAUUGAAGCAGCAGCUAAAGCAGCAAAUAUUCAUGCCUUCAUUGAAAAUCUGCCAGAGAAAUAUAAUACCCGGGUGGGUGAGAAAGGAACACAACUUUCUGGAGGUCAAAAACAAAGAAUAGCCAUUGCCCGUGCUCUGCUUCGUAAUCCUGCCAUUCUGCUUCUGGAUGAAGCUACCUCUGCUCUUGACACAGAAAGUGAAAAGAUUGUCCAAAAAGCUCUGGAUAACGCCCGACAAGGUCGAACCUGCAUCAUCAUUGCUCACCGCCUGACGACUGUACAGACUGCAGACAUCAUUGCAGUGAUCCAUAAUGGCAGAGUGGUUGAACAGGGCACCCACAGCCAGUUACUGGCAAAGGAAGGACACUACUAUGCCCUUGUAAAUGCACAAGUCUCUAAUUAAUACUGUUUGCAGAUUUUUAUUUUUUUUUUCCGGAAAGACAUGAAAAACAUACAGAGAAUUAACAUUGGCUGUGUCUGUCCUGAUGAAGCAGGGACCAUGUGUUGCAGUCUGGUUGCUGUACCCAGUGUAGCCCUUGUCCCACAUACCCAUGGGGCAAAGAAGGUGCAUGGGAAAGUCUCAGGGGCUGAAUCUCCUGGGCAGUUGUGAGGAUCGUGUGAUUUGGACAGAGCCAGAGCUAGAGUAGUCACAUCUACACCAUGGUAUAGGUGGGACACCCUGCUCUCUCUGUCCCCCCAAAUCCUGGCCCAUGCCAGGUACCACAGACUAAGGCAGUACCAGAGUGAUUAAGCAUCAUGGGUAAGCAGUGAGCUGGUACUUCUGAUUGCUCCUUGGGUUUCUUCACCAGCCAGAUGCAAAAAGUCUUAUUAAUUAAAGAUGACUGUCAAUUCUUACUGACUGCUGAGAUUCCAAAUAAAGGCAUUUAUAUUAAAUAGAGAGAGAAGGAUUGGAUAUGUGGGUCUGUUGAAUUUUUUCCCCACUUUAUGCCACAUUUCUAAUAUUGCUGUGCUUCACACAUUUCUUGGAUAUUCAAUAUUCUAUUUCAGACAAUAAUUGUAGUAGUUACAUGAUUUCUAUACAGAGAUAAACUGACGUAAGCUAUCAUUGCUUUGUUUAGUAUUUUUAAAUUUCUGACCUAACAGAGUUUAAUCAGUCUUUGCAUCCAUCAGGGUAAUCUUGAAAGUCUUGCAGGGAAGCUAGGAUGGCUUCUUUUGGAGUGGACUCAUGUCAGCCAUGUAAAUAGCUUUUCCAAAAAAAAAAAAAAAAAAAAAAAAAAAAAAAGUGGUUUUCAAUAUGAGAUUCUUCAUUUUGAGUAGAUGUGGUGCUUAGGGACGUGGUUUAGUGGUGGACUAGGCAGUGUUAGGUUAACAGUUGGACUUGAUGAUCUUAAGGGUCUUUUCCAACCUAAAUGAUUCUGUGAAUAAUUUUAAAGAUUGUUUGAAGUGUUGGCAAAACUUAUUUACACAUGUGCUUAAAUAAUUGGUUAUUCCUCUGAUAUAUUCCUCAGAGUGCUGCAAUUCAUCCUUCAACAGUUGAAGAAUAUGUACUCUCUAGUCCGAGUGUCUCAGCAGCUGGUUUUUUUUGGCUGGUUAAACUCAAUUGCAGCAUUUUAAUUUUCCAAGGCUUUGCACGUGGCUUUGGGUUAGGAUUUAUGGCCUGGAGCAACCUGCAGUACUUUAUAAUUUCCAGAUAACUCUGUUCAAUUGUAGCAGAAAAACUUACAGUAAUGACUAUCUCCUUUGCUCAUUUCAAUUGUUUUCCGGCAUUAGGAUCCACAAGGGGAAUAAAACACACAAAAGAAAACAAAUUCUGGUCUCAGCUUUGCCAAAAUAAACAUAUUCGCUCUCCCUCACACAGUUUUUCUCAGGAUUUAUCAGGCACCCCUCUUGUGUGACCUCUUCACUUUCUCAUGAUAGGCAGAUACUACAGGAGCUGCUGCCCUUAUUACAUUCCAAAUUAUCUAAUGUGGGCUCCAGUUAAUUCCCUCUUCCCUGUUUUGUUUCCGUACUGGUGUUAAAAUUGCAAGCAGUAG
Athene cunicularia (burrowing owl) is the source of this 5599-nucleotide messenger RNA. RefSeq names its product ATP binding cassette subfamily B member 5 (gene ABCB5). Gene Ontology annotation, biological process: transmembrane transport. Lineage: Eukaryota; Metazoa; Chordata; Aves; Strigiformes; Strigidae. Bases 43 to 4008 code for a protein of 1321 amino acids. Gene Ontology annotation, cellular component: membrane. The transcript is spliced from 28 exons. The record is from RefSeq and is a predicted model, not a curated record. Gene Ontology annotation, molecular function: ATP binding; ATP hydrolysis activity; ABC-type transporter activity.